Messenger RNA from Moneuplotes crassus, 2094 nucleotides. NCBI's taxonomy places the organism in Eukaryota, Ciliophora, Spirotrichea, Euplotida, Euplotidae. The record is from the annotation of a GenBank genome assembly.
AUGGAAACUAUUCCAAGAGCGACCACUAUCAGUGUCACCCACAGCCUACCUUUGAUGAGUAUUGUGGCACCCUACUUCGGCUAUGUGAACGAGUGAGCAGAGUUAAUGAUGCAGCUGGACAAGAAGAGCAGAGAACUCUGGCUUGGAAAUCUUAAGGCUAUAUUACAGGUUAUUAUGGAUUAUAGACAGUGAACCCUUGUCAAGGAAAUCUGUAAGAGCUUUAACAAAACUGUGGCUAAGAAGUUGUUACCAGCUAGGAAUUAUUGAUAUUUUACAAUGAAGGUGAGGCUGGGGUCAGAAGAGUCUUUCAAAGCAAUGAUUAUGUUUAUGGAUCAAAUGGGAGAGAUAACACUUAAAUACCAGUUUGAGGAAGUCUUCAUUGAAUUAGAGAAUUAUACAUCCGAGGUAUGAAAUAAAUUUUUGGAAAAGUAUAUCGAGAAAGGAUUUGACAAGAAAGCUAUUAUUUUUGAUUAUGAACCAACAAUUAAGGUGAUGAAAACUUCUCCAUCUGAGCUCAGAUAUAUCAACUUGAAAUCUUUUAACAGCAAAACAUAUCUUUAUUUGACUAAAGCCGAUAGAAUGAAGUAUUUGUCAAAUAGCCAAGAGAUUGAAAAAUUAUGCAUUCAUCAAUUAAAUUUUGACACUUCAUUACUAGACAAGAACUUUAAUUGACUUUCAAUCAGCCCUGAAAUCUUAAAUGAUUCUUUGGGUAAAUUUCUAAACUACAAGUUCACAAACAAGAGUUGUAAAACUAUAGAAUUCUACCAAGAAGGUAGAUUUCCUCGAGCCAACAUAAAGGGUGCUUUUAAAUAUCUCGAUAGAUUCUCAUAUAAACUACCAAAUCUUGAGAAGUUUCAAACAGAGGCAACAGUGUACUUUCAGUACAUUGCUUCUAGAAGCUUCUUUCAGAACAAUGAGGAGUAUCAGAAUUUAUCAAAAAUCAAAAAUUUCUCUUUCCAAUCUGAUAUGGAUGAAGACAGAGUCAAUCUAGACAUGAAGUAUCCCAAAGUAGAGAUAGUAUAUCAAUCCUCAAAGGAAUCAAGUAUCAAAGUGUUUGUGGUCUCUAAUCUAGAAGUCAAGCUCAUGUCUGAUGAAUUCUUUUAUGACCCUGAUAAUAAAAUAAUAAUUCUUCAGAGACCUCCAAGCUAUCUGAGCUUCAAGAAUAUAAAAAUAUGCACAGAUCAACUCAAGAUAGCAGAGUAUAAAAAUAUUAUUGAAGACAAAGUUUACUUGAAGUUUCCUAAAAAUGAUUUAAUAAUCCACCCUAAAGGAAAAGUCAAACAGUAUAAAAAUAAUCUGAUGUCGAGGCGUUAUGAGAAUUUGCCGAUGGUCUCAUACAAAAGCAUUAUCUCUAAAAGUAGGCCUCACUAUAUCUUCAACACUUAUGUUGAGCCUAUUAAGUCUAAUGCUUCUGGAAUUGAGAAGGAAUGCAAAGUAGACCUGGCCAACAUUAGAGAGUCUCUGUCUGAUGUCCCUUCUAAUGGAGUGGUGUCUAUCUACAUUCACACUUAUUUUGUGCAUGUUGACCACUGGGAACAAGUGGAGUACAGAAUAUCAAAUAGUAGAAAACUUAAGGAUGACAAUGGAAAAGUAGCAAAAGAAUUCACCUGAAUUGAUGCGAAUGAAGGUCUUUGCUUGCUGUUUGAUGCACUCAAAACACUCAACCUUUAUGAGUUCAGAUGUGAAAGUAUUAUUGACGAUGAUGCAGUUGUUCAGAAGUUCUGUGAAUUGUGUGAGAGCAACCUCACUAUUAGAGACAUUGAACUCAACCUGGUUCAUGCAGCACAUGCAAAACAGAUUCUGGAGGCGUUAAAAGACAACUAUGUUAUAAAGACUGUCAGACUAAUGACUGAAGAAGCCAUCAAGGCUUCUCCUCAGAAUACCAACCCUACUAAACUUAAGAAGUCAAAGAAGAAGAGUAAAGCUUUUCAGAAGUCAGAGGAUAUUAGAACCAUCCAACUCCACAACGAAAUAAUUGAGUACUGUGAUGAGUUCAGAAGCAAGAGACUGGGGACUGAAAUCAUGCUGAACACGACUCAUAAGAAGUACAAGCCUUGGGAGAAGAAGGGUUUUCAGUUGAGUUACAAACAAUAA